Rotaria sp. Silwood1 is the source of this 507-nucleotide messenger RNA. The record is from the annotation of a GenBank genome assembly. Lineage: Eukaryota; Metazoa; Rotifera; Eurotatoria; Philodinida; Philodinidae.
AUGAUGUAUUGUUGUUCAUCGGAUAUGUGUCGAUUAAUAAUCGAACAACAUUUAAAAAAUGAUUUAUUUAAACGUCUUGAUAAAAAAAAAGAAGAUUUUUUAAAUGAAUUUAAUUAUUUGGAAACAAUUCGUGAUAUCAAUCGUCAAUAUGAUGAAAUUGUUUUAACAAAUUGUAUAAUUGAUGAAAGAACUUCUUUAGAAAAUAAAUCUCAAUUAAAUGACUUAUAUGAUCUUGUGGAACGUUUAAAUGAAUGUGAAUAUUUAUUUAAUAGUCAAUAUGAUUUAAUAGAAAAUGUUAAUAAAAUAAAUCGAAAAGAAAAUUCAUCUCGAUCAUGUAUUUUAUCAUAUAAAACAAUAUCAUCAAUUCAAUCAAAUAUAAAUAAUUCCUUAUCACCAAUAAAUAAUUUAACUCCAAUGUUUAUUCAAUCAUUAAAUAAAACAAAUGUAUCAAGAAAAGUAUUUCAAUCGAAUACAACAGAUCAAUUAACAGUAAAAUUUAUUAUUUGA